Messenger RNA from Colletes gigas, 552 nucleotides. RefSeq names its product NADH dehydrogenase [ubiquinone] 1 beta subcomplex subunit 7 (gene ND-B18). Lineage: Eukaryota; Metazoa; Arthropoda; Insecta; Hymenoptera; Colletidae. The coding region runs from base 83 to 454 and encodes 123 amino acids. Gene Ontology annotation, cellular component: mitochondrion. The transcript is spliced from 3 exons. The record is from RefSeq and is a predicted model, not a curated record.
UGCGCGAAGUGAACGGUCUUACAUUAUCGGUUAUAUACUUUUUAUUCUAGUUAUUGUAAUUUUCUAAUAAUUCCCAACAAAAAUGGGUAACGCGUUAAAAACAAUAGGUUCGUCGGAUUUUCCGGAAUCUGAGAUGCCUCCAUCGUUCGAUCCGAAUUUAGGAUUUCCUAAUGGUCGUAAGAAACGGGUAAUGGUAGCGUCGGAGCAAGAAAUCAAUGCAGCUAGAGUUCCAACAAGGUUUAGAGAUUAUUGUUCUCAUAAAUAUUUAGACCUAGAAGAUUGUUCAAGACGAAAUUUUCCUAUUCACCAAAGGUGUAAUCAUGAAUUUCAUGGAUAUGUUCAAUGUAUAAACGAAGACUACAUAUUGAGAGAAAAAGAAUAUGAAAGGGAACGUAGACUUCGUAGGAGACAGAAAAGGAAAGAGGAGGCUAUGAAAAAAGCUGCGGCAGUGUAGGUUGCAAUGUGAUUGACUAUUGUUCAUCUCUAGGACACUUAUAUAGAUGGGUUCUUUCAUCGCUGUAAAUAAAUAAUAUUAAUAAAAAAAUUGAAUGG